AUGGAUCCAAAGUUGUUGUUCUGUUUGCCACGAGGAGAUGAAUUGUUUAACCCCCUAAAUACUCUGUUUAUUCAAAUGGGUUGCAUUCUCGUCUUCUCUCAACUAUUUUACCUCAUGCUCAAACCAUGUGGUCAAGCUGCUCCCGUCGCCCAGAUUCUCGCUGGUAUUGUGUUGAGUCCUGUUCUGCUCUCAAGAAUCCCUAAAGUUAAAGAGUUCUUCCUCCAGAAAGAUGCAGCAGAUUACUACUCUUUCUUCUCCUUCGUUUUACGAACAUCUUUCAUGUUCUUGAUCGGUCUUGAGUUCGAUAUACAAUUCAUGAGAAGAAACUUCAAGAAAGUCUCUGUAAUAACCUUGAGUUCCUUUUCGGCUUGCAGUCUCCUCAGCCUCGCCUUGGUCUAUAUACUCACCCCUUUGCUCCAUAUCAAAGAGGAUUACUUAACGCUUUUCCUGACUCUUUUCGUUACCUUGUCAAACACGUCAUCUCCUGUCGUCCUCCGUUCAAUUGCUGAUUGGAAACUCAACACAUCUGAGAUUGGACGGCUUACACUCUCCUGUGCGUUGUGCAUCGAAUUAUCAGAUGUCGUGAUCUACACUUUAGUCAUAGCCUCCAUCUCUAAAUCUAUGAUAGGUAAUAUCUUCUUGUUUAUUUUCGCCACCGGAGCCCUAAUCUUGCUCAACAAGUUUCUAGCUGCAUGGCUCCCAAAGAGGAACCCUAAAGAAAAGUACCUAUCAAAAGCUGAGACUUUAGUUUUCAUCAUCUUCCUUCUCAUUAUCGCCGUAACAAUAGAAUCCUAUGAUGUUAACUCCUCAGUUUCGGUUUUCACCAUUGGUAUAAUGGUUCCACGACAAGGAAAGACACACAGAACGUUGGUUCAACGGCUUGGUUACCCUAUCCACGAGUUUGUUCUUCCGGUUUACUUUGGUUACAUGGGAUUCAGAUUCAGUAUCACUGCGUUAACCAAACGUUAUUACAUCGGUCUCGUUAUUAUAGUGAUUCUAGCCUUAGCUGGGAAACUUAUUGGUGUAAUAUGCGCUUGUAUGUACCUGAAGAUCCCCAAGAAAUAUUGGCUCUUCUUACCAACCAUUCUCUCUGUUAAAGGUCAUGUGGGUGUUCUUCUUCUCGACGCAAACUACUCCAAAAAGAAAUGGUGGACAACAACAAUUCAUGAUAUGAUGCUGGCAUCGUUGGUGGUCACGACGCUAGUAAGCGGUGUCCUAGCAUCUUUCUUGCUUAAAGCAAGAGAGAAAGACUUCGCUCCCCAGAAAACUUGUCUUGAAUCUCACGACACUCACGAGGAGUUACGCGUUUUAUCUUGCGUUUACGGAGUCCGCCACGCUCGUGGUACAAUCUCUCUUAUCUCAGCAUUGAGCGGUUCUCAUGGAGCCUCUAAGCCCUUCGCGGCUCUGCUUAUGCACCUCGUACCACUCCCCAAGAAACGAAAAUCAUCAGAACUCUUGUAUCACGAGCUCGGUGAUGACGUGCAUGGAGAUGAUGAGUUUGGAACCAACGAUGGGUUAGAGAUCAAUGAUUCGAUUGAUUCCUUUGCUAAAGACAGUAAACUCUUGAUCCAACAGGUCAAGCUCGUGACCAAGAUGCUUAACAUGCACGUAGAGAUAUGUAACGCGACAGAAGAUCUUCGCGUUUCGAUUGUGCUUCUUCCGUUCCAUAAACACCAGAGGAUAGAUGGGAAGACUACAAACGAUGGAGAGAUUUUCAGACAGAUGAACAGGAACGUUUUAAGACACGCUCCAUGUUCAGUUGGUAUUUUCGUGGACCGGAACAUAACCGGGUUUCAACAACCGCACGGGUUUGAUUCGGUACAACAUGUUGCUGCAUUGUUCUUUGGUGGUCCUGAUGAUCGUGAGGCUUUAGCUCUAUGCAGAUGGCUAGCUAACAACACUCUGAUUCAUCUCACGAUUAUACACUUCGUUUCAGAGGAUUCUCAGACAGAGAGUCCCGUUGGGAACACGACAACACAAGACAAUAACGAUUUUUUCAUCGAGGUUGCGGGAAGAGAUCAAACUGAAUACGAAGCAGACCGAAGUUUCUUAGAAGAAUUCCAUAACAGAUUUGUGACAACGGGACAAGUGGGGUUCAUGGAGAAGCGUGUGAGUGAUGGACCGCAUACGCUGACGAUUCUAAGAGAGAUAGGAGAGAUGUAUUCACUGUUUGUGGUUGGGAAGAGCAGAGGAGACAGCCCUAUGACGGUAAGAAUGAAAGAUUGGGAAGAGUGUCCGGAGCUCGGAACUGUCGGUGAUUUCCUGGCUUCAUCUUUAGAUGUAAAUGCUUCUGUAUUAGUUGUUCAAAGACAAAGACAUUCACAUGAUAACUUUCUAGAUGAUUAG
Messenger RNA from Brassica oleracea var. oleracea, 2346 nucleotides. RefSeq names its product cation/H(+) antiporter 2-like. Gene Ontology annotation, biological process: regulation of pH; proton transmembrane transport. Gene Ontology annotation, cellular component: endomembrane system; membrane. The coding region runs from base 1 to 2346 and encodes 781 amino acids. The transcript has 5 exons. Gene Ontology annotation, molecular function: antiporter activity. The record is from RefSeq and is a predicted model, not a curated record. NCBI's taxonomy places the organism in Eukaryota, Viridiplantae, Streptophyta, Magnoliopsida, Brassicales, Brassicaceae.